Solenopsis invicta (red fire ant) is the source of this 4217-nucleotide messenger RNA. RefSeq names its product E3 ubiquitin-protein ligase TRIM37. The coding region runs from base 328 to 3618 and encodes 1096 amino acids. Gene Ontology annotation, molecular function: ubiquitin protein ligase binding; ubiquitin protein ligase activity; zinc ion binding. The transcript has 16 exons. NCBI's taxonomy places the organism in Eukaryota, Metazoa, Arthropoda, Insecta, Hymenoptera, Formicidae. The record is from RefSeq and is a predicted model, not a curated record. Gene Ontology annotation, cellular component: aggresome; peroxisome. Gene Ontology annotation, biological process: protein autoubiquitination; negative regulation of centriole replication.
UGAAAUAUCUGCUUCGUGCCCCGCGUGCCUGUCCUGUCACACUGUUUACGGAGCUUGGAGCGUAUGCGAAAUCAACGGCUAACGGUUUUCGCCCUAAAAAUUUUAAACGCUAACGAAAUAGCAUACGUACACUCUUAUCAUCCUGUUCGUGACAGAUGCCCGAGCGUCAUCGCGGUGAGACUGCGUGAGCGCGAUGCCCCGUGAGACCGACACCGCCGUCGUAUCGAACGCGUCGUGGUGAUCCAGUUUUAGGACAUGUGUCUCGCGGACACUACGCUCGGUGAAGUAGUCGAUAUUCGUCGAUAACGGUCGUACUUCGAACCAAGGAUGGCCAGCCGGGAUCCGUCGGUCUCCUCCAAAAUCACGGACGACCACAGCGUCGAGACAUUGGCAGAAGUUUUCCGAUGUUUCAUUUGUAUGGAAAAGCUGAGAGAUGCUCAUCUCUGUCCUCAUUGCAGCAAAUUGUGUUGUUACACUUGUAUCAGAAGAUGGCUCACUGAGCAGCGCUCUCAGUGCCCUCACUGUCGAGCUUCUCUCCAUUUACAUGAACUAGUAAAUUGUCGUUGGGUUGAGGAAGUAACACAGCAGCUUGAUACGUUGCAAGCUGUUUGUAUAUCUAAUUUUCGACACGAUGAUUCUAGCAGGGACAGAUGUGCAGCUCAUCAGGAGAAGUUAUCUGUAUACUGCUGGACCUGCCGCAAAUGUAUUUGUCAUCAGUGUGCCCUUUGGGGAGGCACCCACUCGGGCCACACCUUUAAACCUUUAGAAGAUGUUUAUGAGCAACAUGUUACUCAAAUAAAAGCAGAAGUAGGUCAGUUAAAUAGACGACUUAUGGAACUAAUCAGUCUUGUUCAAGAAGUGGAAAGAAAUGUUGAAUCAGUGAGAGCGGCGAAGGACGAAAGAGUCAGAGAGAUCAGAAACGCGAUAGAAUUAAUGAUAGCUCGUCUGGAUUCUCAGUUGAAAGCCAAGCUGCUGACUCUGAUGGGUCAGAAGAAUUCGUUGACUUUAGAAACUGAGCAGUUAGAGGCUUUGUUACAAGAUGUGGAAUAUCAGCUGCACACAUGUACGCGCUCUGAAUUGAUUGUUAAAAGCGCUGAACUUUCUCGUAAGAUACAUCAAGUUCGCAAAAAACCAAUGACAAGUUUUGUCACUGCGCCAGUACCUGCUGACUUUCACAGUGAAAUUGUACCGGGCUAUGAUAGCGCAACAUUUGCUAUGCAAAACUUUACUCAGCUUCAGCUGAAAGCUGACCCGGUGUAUUCCGCGCCAUUGCAUGUGAAUGGACUGUGCUGGCGGUUGAAAGUAUAUCCGGAUGGUAAUGGAGUCGUACGCGGAAAUUAUUUGUCGGUAUUUUUAGAGCUUAGCGCUGGAUUACCAGAGACUUCAAAAUAUGAAUAUAGAGUUGAAAUGAUCCAUCAAGGCUCUCGUGAUACGAGUAAAAACAUUGUUCGCGAGUUUGCGUCCGAUUUUGAGAUUGGCGAAUGUUGGGGAUAUAAUAGAUUCUUUCGAUUAGACUUACUCGCAACGGAAGGUUACUUAAAUACAGAAUUGGAUACCCUUAUAUUGAGAUUCCAAGUACGACCACCGACAUUUUAUCAACGGUGCAGGGACCAGCAGUGGUAUAUUAGCCAACUAUUGACAGUCCAAAAUCAAUACAUCACUCAGAUUAACGAAUUGAAGGAGAGAUUAGCGAUAGAAAUUUCUCGUAAUGCCAUGACAGCUACCAGAGCUACUAGUGGGACUACAAUAUGCGGAGCAACUAUCAAUGCAUCGCCUUUAUCUACGCAACAACAACAACAGGAUGCAGGCGAUCCAAUGACUAAUUCAAACACUACACGAACAAUUGACGCAUAUCCCACUACGAAUGGAACACCAGUGGGAUCUAUACCGAGUACGCUUCCUAGCAAUAAUGGCAACUCGACGUUAGCAAGCGAUCAAUUGAUGCCGAUGUGCGAGCUAGGCGAGCUUACAGGUUUACAUAGCCUCAGCUCUACGUCGACUUUAUCAUCGAAGACAUUGAAGACGCACCGUACCAACAGUAAUCUGAACAUUAUUGAAACCGAGAGUACUUCACCUCGUCGCGCCAACGACAUGUCGCUCGGAGAAUGUCAAGGCACAGGAAUGCAUUUAGCUUCCUCAUCGUCGCCUUAUUCGUCACCCAAUGUACUCGCUCAACAGCCGCUGAAUCUAUUAUCUAAUAAUAGUGCCAGUGAUCCUUUGAUGUCUACAUUGACAUUAUCAUCGAUGACGAGCAACGCGCAUCGAGUCAAUGGCUCGAACGUUGCGGAAGGCGAAGCCGCGCAACGUUGCACCAAUGAUGCGUCGCCAGGAGAGUGCCAGGCCAACACUGGUGUCCAUUCCCCAUCAUUUUACUUGUCCCCAACGUUGCAUCUCUCAUCCAGUAGCAGCAGCAGCAGCGAUAGUGGCGAAUUAAGCGAACACGAUAUUUUUAUGGAUGAAUGCGAACACAAUGAGCCCAACAUCACGCUCUUGGAUUUGACAAAUGACGAAAAUGAUGUAGAUGAUGAGACAAUGUCAGGGGAGAACGAUGUUGAAGUUGCAGAAUCUCUUGCAUCAUGGGUUCAAAACAAGCAACGUACAAAGCAACAAAAUAAUAGAGAUACUGUUACGGAUACCUGCAGAUUGAGGGAAAUAAUGCUGCUGCACUUGUUCGAGAUACAGGACAGAAAUUCAGCAUGGAAUUCUUUAUGUCUUGGACAACAAGUGGACGGGGGUUGCGAUUCUAGAACCUCGCUCGAACUCGCGAAUCUACGACGUCGUAGUUCCAGUCCGUUGCAUUGCAAUGUUCCAGCGCAAUCCACUGCGACUGCGGUGUACUCGCACAAGCAUCCUGAGCUCGACACUGCCGUUUGCAAUGAUUUAAAUUUAAGUACCGACAAUAAGGCUCAUCCUAAUUGCGUCUUUCAUCAUUCUCAACCACAAAUGGUUUGCGGUACUGCCAAAUUGAAUCGACAUUUGUCUAGCAUCUGUCAGUCAGAGCUAGCUGCUACACUGGGUUCCGGCAGCCAAAUAACUAGAUCUGAACCAGCGACGCGUUCCAAUUCAAUAGACUGCGAAAACGAUAUCCCGAAGCUGUCAGUAGCUAAUAAAAUCAGCCACGACGUGGAGUCGGCUAGAUUGCGUCUAGAUCUCAUGGUGCCAAACGUACUCUUAGACAGUAAUAAAAUUAUGUCGAAGCAUUUACUAUCUCGACGACAAUCGUCUCCGAGUUCAUCCACUAGUAUGAAUUUAAUAAAUGACAAUAGCAAGAUAUUUGAGUUUGAACAAUUAUUUGAAGGCAUUCAGUUGUCACCGAGCUCACAGAAAAAUGCUUGUGGUUCAUCAAGGAAAAACGGUUUGUCCGAGACAAAGAAUAAUACUUGCAGUGCCAGUGGAAGUUCCGUUGCAGUCUCAUUGGCGCAAGAGAAUACAUCAUCACCUACAAGCACUGCUAUAACAGUGAACGCUAUCCCUAGUCCUAAUAGUUACAGCUGGUCACCGGCAUUGUAUACACACGGUCAGAAAGCUGUUUUAGAUAUAGCUGUACAAGGUUCUUCAAAUAAUACUCUUAGUAAGACUAUUGAUAAGUCCACAGAGGAAGCUGCCAGUUUGCCGUAAUAAUUUAUUAUAACUAUAGCAGAAUGUUCUGUGAUUUCCAUUUCAUCAAAAUGUUAAUUAUAAUCGCGAAGUCGAGAGAGAAAAGAAGAAUUCUGUCAAAUAGGAUCUUGGGAUGAAACGCAUUUACAUUGUACAUUUGACUCUUCUCGUUUCUCGAAAAUCAACAAAAUAUCUCUAAGAUCUGUGUUAUGCAUUAUGUAGUACAAAACAUAUAUAAUAGCUCUAUUUUCAGCUGCAGUAUGCGGAAUUAUUAUCCGUAAAGUUGCAUUCCAAGAAAUGUGUAAACAGAGUUGAGCAAAACAGUAUUUUAAAUAUAAAAUACAAAAUAUUGACAAUUAGUAUUUGUAUUACAAAAUACUGGCAAUUUUUCGCUUUGAAAUAUAAAACACAAGCUUGUGUUUUGAAUCAAAAGAUUGCUAGUAUUUUGUAAUUUGAAUACUAAUUGUUAAUAUUUUGUAUUUUGUAUUUGAAAUACUUUUUGCCUAGCCCUGUGUGUAGGCUAGAUUCAUUAGAAUAUAUUAUUUAAUAUUAUUUAUUUCUCACAUGUGUGAGUUAUACGUCCAGAGAGUAAAAUAAAUAAAAAUUAGUAAUAAAUUAUA